Molecule: messenger RNA, 785 nt
Organism: Solanum tuberosum (potato)
Lineage: Eukaryota; Viridiplantae; Streptophyta; Magnoliopsida; Solanales; Solanaceae
Exons: 2
Coding region: 162-785 (207 amino acids)
Source: RefSeq, a predicted model, not a curated record
AGUUGUAAUUUUAAACACAUUUUUUUCAAAAUUUCAACAACAUAUAUCAUCUUCUUCUAUCCAUCGAUCUAAUCAUCACUUUAGCAACAAUACAAGAAACUAUCAAACAAAUAUAAUCUUUCCCCUUAUAAUUAGCCACAGAUUAUUAAUUAAUCACUAAUAUGGACAUAUUCCACAAAGCCAAGGUUGUAACAUUCAAGAGCCAUAUAGAUAAGUACUUAGUAGCCGAUGAUGAUCAACAAACCACCCGUCAAAGCCGGCGCAACGGCUCGUUGAGUCGAAAAUCAUGGUGGCUAGUUGAGCUUGUUAGCGGAAGCAACCACCUCAUUCGACUCAAAAGUUGUCAUAGUGGAAAAUACCUCAUGGCUUCUGAUGAACCAUUUUUACUUGGCAUGACAGGUAAUAAAGUCGUUCAAAAUUUGCCUGAAAACUAUACAAAUAAUGACUUGAGAAUCGAAUGGGAACCGAUAAGGGACGGAUUUCAAGUAAAGUUAAAGGCUUUUGGUGGGACUUUUUUACGGGCGAAUGGAGGUAUGCCACCGUGGACGAAUUCGGUUACACAUGAUAGUCCGCACACCGGUUCGACACAUAAUUGGAUUUUGUGGAACGUGGAAAUCCUCGAUGUAUCGGGAAACGAAAUAUCGAUGAUAGGUUAUUCAUCGAUGGUCUCGAGCGUCUCGUCGAUUUCCGAUGAAGUUUCCGGCUUGGAAAUGAGAUCUCCGGCCAUGUCGAUACGUUCAACUUUUUCUUCUUCACCUAAAAUAGCUAUGGUAUGGAGCACGUAA